Messenger RNA from Penicillium manginii, 1596 nucleotides. It is a transcript of the gene irs4, whose product is annotated as protein irs4. The transcript has a single exon. Bases 1 to 1596 code for a protein of 531 amino acids. NCBI's taxonomy places the organism in Eukaryota, Fungi, Ascomycota, Eurotiomycetes, Eurotiales, Aspergillaceae. Gene Ontology annotation, molecular function: protein binding. The record is from RefSeq and is a predicted model, not a curated record.
AUGAAUGGCGAGAUCGCCGCGAAUCCGCGGUUAUCUUCCCCGUCCUCCCGAAAUGCCUCCGCGCUACAAGGCGCCUCCAUCGCCUUUCAACAGUCCCGUCCAUCGUCUACCGUGAACAAAGCCCCAUCUGCUGCUGCUGCUGCCGCCGUGGCUAGUAGCUGGAAUCGUCAUGCAGAAUCUAAUCGUUCAAAUAUGGAUUCCGACCCUGGUCCUGAAGUCGGCUCCGUGCGCGACAAGAUUGGAAGGUUGACAACAAAUUCCCUAUCCCCGCCAACUAGCGAAUCUCGCGUGAGAGGACGAACAUCCCCAUCCCCAUCAUCACUAUCCCCCGGGCCCGAACAGAUCGCUGCCCGUCUUGCUGCGUCGCGAUCACCCGAUAGGAGACAGGAGGCAUCCUCCGCCACUGCUGCCGCAAGGCUCGGAGCGAUGCGCAGUGCCAGCAGAGCAGCGCCGCCAUCCCGACCCGCCGAAGAACGACGAGAGCUACGCUCACCAACCCCAAUUCGACCUACUCCUCCGAUCAAAAGCCCUGUGGAUAGUAUGCUUCAGGAUGACCCUCCAAACAUCGGUCUCGAAUCUACGAUCCGGCGCCCGCUGUCUGCCCAAUCCAAAACAAGCAGUGUCUCCAGAGCGAGCAGUGUAUAUUCCGCAGCCCCGAGCCCUCAUCCUUCUAUUACGCCUCGGUCCCCAGCUGUGCCCACCGAAGAUUUCAAACCAACGCUUCCUCCGCGAACCCCCACCGGUCUCUCCUCUGCGUCCUCCAUCGUGUCCGUGGCCGGGUCGAUCAAAAAGAAGCCGGUCGGGGCCGGUGGUGGAUCCUUGGUUCGCGCGAACACCCCAAGUAUGGGGUCUAUGUCGGUGGCAUCACACAACAGUAACUCGAGCGCGAUACAUGAAUCGGGCGGCAUGACCGAGGAAGCUCUAUCCAAUGCCAUUGUCGCAUCCUCCUUGGCAUCGGCUCGAGCAUCCCCCGUAUCCAAAUUGGCUCCACCACCUCCCCCACAACGGCGGCGGGCACGAUCUCGGUCCCUCUUACAGCAGCUAGCGCCUUCACCGAAGAGCGAUCUUUCAAGGACGCCAAGUCCACCCAAGGGCAUGCCACAGACUCUGCGCGGCAUGCCGAAAGCCGACGAAGCCGAAGACCGCCACCGGUCUAGAAUGCAUUUGAUCCACAAACACCCGCACAAACAUCACGAAGGAGAUCGGAAACGAUGGCGUCGGGAGGUGACGGAGAAGGAACGUAAACGCUAUGAGGGGGUUUGGGCCUCGAACAAGGGGUUGCUCAUCCCUCCUGGGUGGGGCAAUGGCGGAGAACGACGAGCGCAACCUGCGGACAUGGUGUUGAACCUUGUUGUGCGGGAGAUCUGGUCGCGCAGCCGCUUGCCACCCGCCAUGCUGGAGCAAGUGUGGGAGCUCGUGGAUCACCAGCGCAUCGGGUUGCUGACGAAAGAAGAAUUUGUGGUUGGAAUGUGGUUGAUCGACCAGCUGUUGAAGGGCCAUAAACUACCAACCAAAGUACCGGAGAGUGUUUGGGACAGUGUGCGGUAUGUGACAGGCAUUCGAUUAACGACGACUGGCAGUAAGGCCUACCCAUGA